AUGUGUCGACAACCGUCGAAACAAUCGGUACAGGCUGCCCUCAGCGCGACCAUACCCAGUCACGUAAAGGUCGAUAGCUUGCGACCCAUUGCUUCCCUUCGACCACAAAGGAUAUUCGAAGUCAGUCUUUCUGACGGCAAAACACUCCUCCUUUCACUCCCGCCACAAGUCCUCUUCAGACGCCUGAGGCACGAACAAUUCAUAAUAGGCUUCGAAGCGGCAACAGUUCAAUGGAUCAGGGAUGCUCUUGCCAGAAACCAUUUGACUAGCUUUACAAGCCCAACACUUCAGAGAUUCCUCCCGGCCCUCGUACAUACUUCAAGUCACGGUCCGGUCGAGCUAGGGUCAGCCUACAACGUCUUCGAGAAUCAACAUGGCAUUCCUGUUGCCUUGUUACCUUCUCCCCCCAGCCACUUGGAGCGUAAACGUUUGGAUAAGCAUCUCGGCCAACUUUACCGAUCCCUCUCGUCAAUGACCUCACCGUCGGGCAGGUUCGGCCCCGUGGCGGUCGUCAUCCCUAAAAUGCCAGGAAUAGAGCUUUCGGACAAGGUGGCUGGGCUUGGAGAAGGCGGCUUGGUGGCAGCCGACGGAGCAAGGAAUUGGUCAACUGCCUUUCAGUCGUUAUUGGAGGGUGUUCUAAGAGACGGCGAAGACAUGGCGGUCACAAUGGCUUACUCGCAGAUACGAAGACAUUUCAGGCGGUUUGAACACUUGCUCAACGAGGUCAAGACGCCGAGAUUAGUGGUUAUUGACGUGGCUGAUGACACAAACACCUUGGUCACCGUGGAGAGCACGACAAGUACAAACGGCUAUAGCAACUACACGACAGCACCACAACCGGCAUCAUCCGCGUCAGACAACUACAUCGGUACAGAACGACGACUAACGCUUACCGGCCUUCAAGAUUGGAGUAACUGCGUCUUUGGCGAUCCACUAUUAGCUACCAUCUUCAGCGACGGCGUCUCGGAAUCCUUCAUGGAAGGUUUCGAAACCGGUCCUGCCUCUACCCAUGCGAACCAUCUCGGGGGCAGCAGUAGAAACACAAGUGCCAGCACCCACAGCACCAACACAGGAGUCAUGUCCAUCACAGCCAUCACCGAACAAACCACCAUUACUCGUGCACCUGCACCAACAAUAUCCAGCCUUCCGCCACCAACAGAAGCCAGCAGCAACAGCGACAACGACAUAAUCUCCUCGCUGAUCGAAGACCUCCCCAACGCCGGCAUUCGCCUCCUCCUCUACCAAGUCUACCACGCCGCGCUCUGCAUUGUCAAAGAGUUCUAUCGACCUCGAUCGUCACCUUCCCCCUAUAAUACUACUACCUGCUCCUCCUCUCCUCCUCCUCCUCCUCCUCCUUCAUCCUUCUCCAGCUCUCCAAGUACCAACAGAGAGCUCGAAGCUCGGAGAAAACUCACCGAGGCGCUGAAUAGGUUGGAGAGUGCUGCUGCUGUGCCAGUGGUUACACCGAUCUCGGUGUUGUCUGUACCUGUGCCAUCUUCCCUCAAGAAGCAAACCCUCCUCGCAAGCAAUAGCUGCUCCUCACCGGUAGCCGGUGCUAGGUCGUUAUUAUUUGGCCUGCAGGAGAUUAGUACUAUUGGUAGUAGCAGUAGUAGUGGUAGUAGAAGUAGGGAUGAUGUGCUGGCGAACAAGAAGCUGCAUCAUCGACCGAGUGGAGAUAUGAGCCCUGCGAAGAGGGCGAAGAGUGCUAGUGAUGGGGAGAGGGGGUAG
This is a messenger RNA of Neurospora crassa OR74A, 1728 nucleotides long. RefSeq lists its product as hypothetical. Bases 1 to 1728 code for a protein of 575 amino acids. The transcript has a single exon. Lineage: Eukaryota; Fungi; Ascomycota; Sordariomycetes; Sordariales; Sordariaceae. The record is from RefSeq and is a predicted model, not a curated record.